Messenger RNA from Portunus trituberculatus (swimming crab), 2002 nucleotides. It is a transcript of the gene Pmi, whose product is annotated as transmembrane protein 11, mitochondrial-like. The transcript has 4 exons. Gene Ontology annotation, biological process: inner mitochondrial membrane organization. Bases 63 to 584 code for a protein of 173 amino acids. The record is from RefSeq and is a predicted model, not a curated record. Lineage: Eukaryota; Metazoa; Arthropoda; Malacostraca; Decapoda; Portunidae. Gene Ontology annotation, cellular component: mitochondrial inner membrane.
CAACACACAAGUGGGCGACAGCUAGGUCGGCGGCUCAACAGCUGAUCACGACAACAAUAACAAUGUCAGACGCCGAGCACAGGGAUCCGUGCUCAAAAAUUGCCAUCAUCCGUGAAGUGUAUGACAGUGAUUCUGCUCAUGAGACCUUUGAGCUGGAGUUGGAGAGAGCCCUGGAGAGUGGCGUCCCUACCAUUGUCAUAGAGCCAACCACCCUUGGGGAUGAGACAGCCAGAUGGAUUGCUGUUGGAAACUGCCUCCAUAAAACUGCUGUUUUAUCAGGAUUUGGAGCAAUAGUUUCAGGUCUGAUUUGGCGAGACUCUGCAUACGUCUGCAUGCCUCUGGGCACCUUGUCGCUUUUCUGUACAGGUGUUUACACGGCAUCAUGGCAGUUUGACCCUUGCUGCAAGUACCAGGUUGAAUAUGACUCAGGGCAUUUAUCUCGCCUGCCCCUGCAAUCCCUGUCUUCGGCCUCCCCUGUCGUACUGGUGAGGAGGGACGACUCUAAAAGAAAAAUACUACAUAGCUGUAUAUCUUUAGUCUCGUUUUCGUACUGUAUGUGGAGACUUUAUCAGGUAUAUAAAUAGAAUUAUUGGUUCAGUAUUGUUUAUGUAUUAUCAUAGUCCACACCUGAAAUCAGCCAAGCAGAUCAUAAAUGAAUAUUCCUUAGUAGAAUAUGACAUGUACUGAGGACUGAGAGAGAGAGAGUGAGAAAGAGAGAAUUGGAAGAUGUGCGAGAAACAUUAUCAUUAUCUCUGUCAUUUUUUCCUAACUAACUUGAUUUCUUGAUUUAGGGUCACUACCAAAUUUAGGAGCUUCCCAAGUCCUUGCUCAUAUUCAGUAAUAAAUAUAUACUGUACCUACCUUGCUUUGAGUGUUGAACAAGUGUAGAUGGCAGCAAACAGAGCCCUGGGAAUUAGAAGGACUCAGAUAAUGUGCACAGUAUAUAUAUAGUAGGUAUUGGUAAUGUGUAAACAUGCUGUGAUGUUUGCAUUUAUUUUAUAUUUUCUGUGAACAAAUCCAGGUCUGUUGUUUUCUCAAAGGAAGUUAAUUGAAACUCAUACUGUUACAUACUUUAAAAAAUAUGGUAAUUAUCACUUAUUGUAUGUAAUAUAAUGAAUUUUUAACAAACUACUAAUUUCCUCUAUCUCUGAUAAAGAAAUUACAAAAUUUAUGUAAAAUAUCAGGCAAAGAAAUUUUUUUGUUAAUGAGUAAUUAUCAAUGUUAAAAGGCUAAAUAAUUUCAGUCUGUAUGCAGCAAUGUUACACCUUGAUGGAAGUAUGUGCUAGACAUCAUGUGGCGUGGAACCUUAGACAGUGAAUUUAAGCAUAAUGUUGAGCCAGGGACAAGAAUAUGACAGUAACACUUCCUGGGAAAGGAAAAAGGUAGUGCAUUGAACUGCACGAGUUUGAAGCACUAAGCCACUGACUGAAUGUGGUACUGAGGCUGUAAUAGUUAUGUAAGGUGAAGUAUCUGUAGCUUGACUCAAGAGACAUAAUAUUGAAUGUGGAGGAGCUGUGCAAGGUAAGGCAGUGGAGGUGAGAUAGCACCACCAAGACUUGUCAAAGAGGAAGUUAGAUAUGGGACAUUACCUCUUGAUGAAGAAAGGUGUGGGAGUGGAACCAUCAUUCCUUCAGGUGUGGGAGGCAGUGAGGGAGUGUACUGGUGUGAGGUAGACAAUUCCUAUCCCCAGACAGUACAGGUAUUGAAGCACAAUUGUUGUUCAAGGGUGAGUAAGUGCUAUGCUGAUGCUGCAAUGACAAAUUCUGUAAAUUAAGUACUUCCUGUGCUGUAGUACAAUGGACCAAUUUUCUUUAUUUUUUUAUUUAUUUAUUUAUUAUUUUUUUGUAUGUAGCGAUAUUUAUAAAUAAAAAAAAUGGAGAGAAGCCUAUCUGGAAAGAGGUACUACAUAGGAAACUCAUCCUUGUAUUUGUUUUAAGUCACAUUUUCAGUUUUAACAUGUAUAUAUUUUUAUUUUGUAAUGGAUUAAAUGUUAUUCAUUCAA